Molecule: messenger RNA, 1203 nt
Organism: Ustilaginoidea virens
Lineage: Eukaryota; Fungi; Ascomycota; Sordariomycetes; Hypocreales; Clavicipitaceae
Exons: 2
Coding region: 1-1203 (400 amino acids)
Biological process (GO): branched-chain amino acid catabolic process; response to nutrient
Molecular function (GO): catalytic activity
Source: RefSeq, a predicted model, not a curated record
AUGAGGCACCACGCUGUUCGUCAACUUCGAAGGGCAGCAACGCCAUGCCAACAGCCGCCCUUCCAGAUCAUCCGGCGGCGCUAUUCUCAACACCUGCCCAACGCCAAACUGAACAAGCCUAUAGAUUACGGAACAACGUACCUGCUGGCUCACGGCAGCAAAGGCCCGGCGCUGGGCAAUUACGCAGAGAUUCCCGUCGAGGUGCGGAACGGCGCAACCAGGAAAAUGAACCUCUUUCAAGCCAUCAACGAUGCCCUGGGGAUCGCUCUCGCCCAAGACGACUCGGUGCUGAUCUUUGGCGAGGACGUCGCUUUUGGUGGCGUAUUCCGCUGCACGAUGAAACUGGCCGAGACGUAUGGGAGCGACAGAGUGUUCAACACGCCGUUGACCGAACAAGGCAUCAUGGGCUUUGGCAUCGGGUUGGCCGCCCAAGGGAUGCGUCCAGUUGCCGAGAUUCAGUUUGCCGAUUAUGUUUUCCCGGCCUUUGACCAAAUCGUCAACGAGGGAGCCAAGCUACGAUACCGUGAAGGGGCCACUGGUGUUCAUGCCGGUUCCUUGACUGUACGCAUGCCAUGCGGUGGUGUUGGUCACGGAGGAUUGUACCACUCCCAGUCCCCCGAGAGCCUGUUUACCCACGUCCCAGGCUUCCGCGUCAUAAUGCCGAGGUCUCCUAUCCAGGCCAAGGGUCUCUUGCUGGCAGCCAUUAGAAGCAACGAUCCUUGCAUCUUCAUGGAGCCCAAGAUCUUGUAUCGUGCCGCCGUGGAACAGGUGCCCGAGGCCGCUUAUGAGCUGCCCCUAUCAAAGGCCGAAGUCGUCAAGGAGGGCAAGGACGUCACCGUAAUCUCCUACGGCCAGCCCGUGUACACCUGCCUAUCUGCCAUUCAACGCGCCGAAGAGGACCUGGGAGUUUCUUGCGAGCUGAUCGACCUGAGGACAGUGUAUCCCUGGGACAAGGAGACGGUCUUUGCCAGUGUCAGAAAGACGGGCCGGGCCAUCAUCGUUCAUGAAGCCAUGGUCAACGCUGGUGUUGGCGCAGAGGUGGCCGCCGCCAUACAAGAGGAUCCGGAGACGUUUCUUCGGCUGGAGGCUCCCGUGGGACGAGUUGCAGGUUGGAGCAUCCACAGCGCAUUGAUGUUUGAGAAGUUCAACGUUCCAGAUGUUGCACGCAUUUACGAACAUAUCAGAAGAAAGCUAAACUAUUGA